AUGGAGGAAUUAACAGAAAGUCUAGCUACAUCAUUUCAAGUGUCAAAUAUACCAAACAGUACUGCUGCACCUCAUCCCCGGUUACUGCAGUAUAAGCUAAAAUCCAGCGCUGUUGAUCAGGAAGAACGCAGGAGGAGAAAGCUUGAACAGCAGAAACAGUUAAUUGCAAUUGCGAUAAACGUGGUUGUUAUGACGAGGGGGAUUCUUUCCUAUGCAGAGCCCUCUAAGUACACGCUGUUGGAUUGUAUUUACUCUGAAGUAAACAGAACCUUCUAUAUGUUGGAUGUGAUGUGUUGGAGGGGAGUACCGGUAUAUGACAGUGAUACUGAAUUUAGAUUCUACUGGAUGCAUACAAAAUUUGAGGAUGUUCCAGGACUAGCUACACAUUCAAAUAUCAAUCCUUAUAAAAUUAUACCAUUGCCAUACUGUUCGUGUAAGACAGAAUACAUUGAAAAAACCAUGGCAUCACCUCUACCUUUUGAGGUUCAGCUGGAUGGAAUAUUGUUCUACCACAAAGAGACUCACUACACACCGGGCAGUACGCCACUUGUUGGUUGGUUAAAACCAUGGAUGUUGCCAGAAAUAUUGGAUGUCAAAGUACCCAAAUGUUACAUUGAAAGUCGUCCAGCAAAUUCUAGUUUACUCCCUCCAUCCCCAUCAAUGGAUGUCACUGCUCCACAAAGUGCUGCUGGAGAUUCUACAGAAAAAUUACUUUCGUCCCCAGUAAUGGAUAUCGCUGCUCCACGAAGUAAUGUUGGAGAUUCUAUAGAAAAAUUACUUUUGUCCCCGGCGAUGGAUAUCGCUGCUCCACAAAGUGCUGCUGGAGAUUCUACAGAAAAAUUACUUUCAUCCCCAGUAAUGGUUGUCACUGCUCCACUAACUGUUGUUGGAGAUUCAAACAAUGCAAAAACUGAUUUGAAUGAACAGAAUUUGUCAAUUGACUGA
Messenger RNA from Saccoglossus kowalevskii, 945 nucleotides. Its product is annotated as snurportin-1-like. NCBI's taxonomy places the organism in Eukaryota, Metazoa, Hemichordata, Enteropneusta, Harrimaniidae. Gene Ontology annotation, cellular component: nucleus; cytoplasm. The record is from RefSeq and is a predicted model, not a curated record. Gene Ontology annotation, molecular function: protein binding; nuclear import signal receptor activity. Gene Ontology annotation, biological process: snRNA import into nucleus; protein import into nucleus.